Caenorhabditis bovis is the source of this 537-nucleotide messenger RNA. The record is from the annotation of a GenBank genome assembly. Lineage: Eukaryota; Metazoa; Nematoda; Chromadorea; Rhabditida; Rhabditidae.
AUGUACGUUUCGAAGCGAUCAUCAUGCUCAUCACUCGACACACUCAUUUCCAGAUGCUUCUCGUUCGCCUGCUUCGGGUUCGGUGCGCUUAUGCUAAUGAAUAGGUCGGUGGUUGACAGGUUCGCCAUAACACCGAAUGAGCAUGACAAAUAUGUCUGCUUUUUCACGUUUGUCUACUUUCCGCCGGCAAAUGGACAACACGAGAGACAAGCACUUGGUUCGGCGUUCCCCGAACGAGCACUGGACCUACUCGAUCUUUCUGUGAAUCGAAUCAACGUUGCUCGAAUGGUUUAUGAUGAGCGCAAUUUUGUCCACCGAAGGCGACGUAAGCGUCGAAUCGAGAAUCAGAGCGACGACGGCGGCGAAAAAAAGGAGAUAUCGGUGAAAAUCCCAUAUUUGAGCAUUUACACCAUCGCAUUUCUCGUUCUUUAUAUUUCAACCGGUGUAUUGUUAUUCAGAUUUUGCAAGAGACUCUACAAGCACAAAAUUCUACGGGAUCCGAUGUCGCGAAACGCGAUUCGCCGGUUUCCCCAAUGA